Molecule: messenger RNA, 1674 nt
Organism: Clupea harengus (Atlantic herring)
Lineage: Eukaryota; Metazoa; Chordata; Actinopteri; Clupeiformes; Clupeidae
Product: zinc finger CCCH-type antiviral protein 1-like
Exons: 7
Coding region: 187-1452 (421 amino acids)
Cellular component (GO): nucleus
Molecular function (GO): metal ion binding; NAD+ poly-ADP-ribosyltransferase activity
Source: RefSeq, a predicted model, not a curated record
UUUGUGCCAGAUACUAUCCCCCACACUUAUUUUUAACAGAGGAUUUAUACUGCGACUUGGCAACAGCUGAGUGCAUAAGUUUCGUUUACCCUUCGUCACUAUUCUCAACCGCCAACAAGGAAGUUUUCUCAUACAGGCUUGGCCAGCUGUUGCCUUUGCGUGUAUUAGGACUUGUCUUUCCUAACAAUGUCGGAGGCGAAUAUCUUGAAAAUCAUUUGCGGUAACGGAGGGGCGAUAGAUUAUGAGAGACUCCUUGAAUUAGCUUCCGGCUUUCCAGAUAUAAACUGCUUUGAAUUUGAUUCACUCAUCGAAAAUGAACAGUUAUUCUCUCUGACGGAGAACAGUGGCGUCAAACAAGUACUAGCCAAAACAAACGUCAGACUCUGCAAAGUGAGAGACUGCACUGGCUGUAAAAAUCUUCAUCUUUGUAAAUUGUAUCUACAUGGAGAAUGCACAUGGGGAAGACGCUGUGGUUACGGGCACAAUUUAAACUCGCACCACAACGCCAGAGUUCUCUCAGAACAUCAACUACAGAGGCUUAGCAGAGCAGAGAUCAGGCAGUUACUUUUGCACAAUGACAGCCCACAUGUCCUGCUUCCACCGCUCUGUAUGAGUUACAACCAUGGUGAGGGUGACUAUGGCCGAUGUGAUGACAAGGAUAACUGCACGGGGCUUCACAUCUGCGAGGGCUACAUUCAAGGCACCUGCGACUCCGGCGACUGCGGCCGGUCACAUGACUUCUUCGAGCCCCACCCGAUGAGGACCCUGCGGGGGAGGGGUGUGCCCAGCGGAAUGGUGGGAUCCAUGCUCUCCGUCUACCGGAACAUCUUGGUGCUCAGAGGCACUCUGAAGUCCAAUGCUGGGGCCAGGACCAGAAGACGCAGAAGGGGUAAAAGAGGAGGCGCCACCACUACCAGUGGUGUGGCUAAAGACGAAAGCAGUCCAGCACGGCCAGAGAUAAGUGAAAUCUGCCUGCCUGCUGAUUGCAAAGAAGGCAACUCCAAAAUGCCCUACCAGUGGCAAUUUAAGGCUAGAGAAACCUGGACCGACUUUUCGAUCAGUGAAGACAUCGAGAGGGACUUUUGUAACCCAAGCUGCGCUAGCUUCAUCGCUUUGAGUGUGAAGUGUGACCCCGUUUGUUUUGAUACCAUGACCUGCGGGCCCCAUGAGGUGCGACGGCUCUCCACAGCCCCCUCCGUGCUCAUGCCUGACUUCAUCCUCACCACCGAGUGGCUCUGGUAUUGGGAAGAUGAGAACGGAGAAUGGGUCCCCUAUUCCUCCAUAAAAGAGAGUCACAGGAUGUCCUCAGUGUCCUCCAGUGAUCUGGAAAAGCGUUACCAGGAAGACAACAACGCUGUAGUCCUCUUCACAGUUGGUAAAGAGCACUAUGAACUGAGUUUCAAAGGUAAUACACUUACUGCAUGUCCUACAUUUAUACCACUGUCUAGAUAGAUGGAUACUUUAUUAAUCCCGAGGGAAAUUUAGGUAAUCUAGUAGCUUAUACACUUAUACAACUCACCGACAUACAUACAUAAAUCGCAUAUACAUAGGGAGAACAAAUUCACACGGAGUGGGGGUGUUUACAGAUACAAGAAUGGGUCUGACCCUAUGGUACAGAAUGCAAUGAUUGUGAUAGUGUCGAUGUCCAGGAGGAUAGUGUGUCUAUAUAUAUAU